Rhineura floridana is the source of this 5459-nucleotide messenger RNA. RefSeq names its product glutamate receptor interacting protein 2 (gene GRIP2). The record is from RefSeq and is a predicted model, not a curated record. NCBI's taxonomy places the organism in Eukaryota, Metazoa, Chordata, Lepidosauria, Squamata, Rhineuridae. Gene Ontology annotation, molecular function: protein binding. The transcript is spliced from 24 exons. Bases 62 to 3394 code for a protein of 1110 amino acids. Gene Ontology annotation, biological process: neurotransmitter receptor transport, endosome to postsynaptic membrane.
UCUUUUUAAAAUGUUGAUAAGAUAAUGCUUUAAAAAGAUAUAGUAUGUGUUGUAAGGUGCUAUGGAGUUUAAGGAUGUCUGUUUUGUGCAACUGAGAGGAGUCUGUUCUUUAAUGUUCUAUAGUUAUCUAUAUCAAAGGAUGGUGUGGAUUGGAAUAUGGGGUGCUAUGGAGUUGGAAUAUAUAGAUGAUAGCCCUUACUCAAAAGGGAGCAAAGACUCAAGUGGACUGGAUACAGCCUUGGUCUCAAGAAGGCAAAGUAUUCCAGAGGAAUUCAGAGGAGUCACCAUUGUGGAACUGAUUAAAAAAGAGGGAAGCACCCUUGGAUUAACUAUAUCAGGUGGCACAGAUAAAGAUGGUAAACCAAGAGUUUCGAACCUAAGACCAGGAGGGCUGGCAGCAAGGAGUGACCAGCUAAACGUUGGUGACUACAUCAAGUCAGUGAAUGGGAUUAACCUGACAAAACUGCGACAUGAUGAAAUCAUAAGCCUGUUGAAGAAUGUGGGGGAAAGGGUAGUAUUGGAGGUGGAAUAUGAGUUACCACUAGCUGCCCCAGAUAAUAACGCUGGCAUCAUUCCAAAAACCAUUGAAGUGACCCUGUACAAAGAAGGCAACAGUUUUGGAUUUGUACUACGCGGAGGAGCCCAUGAAGAUUGGCACAAAUCCAGGCCAUUAGUACUGACAUAUGUUAGGCCAGGUGGUCCAGCAGACAGGGAAGGAUCUCUGAAAAUUGGGGACAGGCUGUUGAGUGUUGACGGGAUUCCCCUUCACAGUGUGAGUCAUGCUGAUGCACUAAACAUCCUACGCCAGUGCAGCCAGGAGGCACUUUUCCAGAUUGAGUAUGAUGUCAGCAUAAUGGAUACAGUAGCCAAUGCUUCAGGUCCUUUGCUAGUGGAAAUUGCAAAGACCCCUGGCUCUGCACUAGGAAUUACGCUAGCAACAAACACCCAUCGGAAUAAGCAGGUCAUAGUCAUUGACAAGAUCAAGCCAGCCAGUGUGGUAGACAGAUGUGGAGCCUUGCAUGUUGGCGAUCACAUCCUUUCCAUUGAUGGCACUAGCACUGAGCACUGUUCUUUGCUGGAGGCCACCCAGCUCUUAGCUGCAACAUCAGAAAAUGUCAAGUUGGAGAUACUGCCAGCACACCAAAGUAGACUCCCUCUCAAGCCUCCAGACACAGUCAAAGUGCAAAAGAGUGAUCACCACCAUUGCUGGGAUCCCUGUGUCAGCUAUUGCCACACUCACCACCCAGGGCAUUGCAAGACACCCACCUGGAACCAGACAUCCAGCCAGGAUUAUUGCAAAUCUCUUGUAGCUGCUAGCUUUGCAUCUCCCACAAUGAACACGUCGGGAUUUGCCUGCCAGAAUUCCAAUACUCUACCUCGAAGCAACCAUCCCAUGAGCCCACGGGCCACCAUGAUGAGGAGAAGACAGAGGAAGAAGGAGCACAAAAGCUCAUUGUCAUUGGCCUCUAGUACUGUGGGUCCUGGAGGGCAGAUUGUUCAUACGGAAACAACAGAGGUGAUUCUAAGAGGAGACCCCUUGAAUGGCUUUGGACUGCAGCUGCAGGGAGGGAUCUUUGCUACUGAAACUCUCUCUUCUCCACCUCUCAUCCAAUUUAUUGAGCCUGACAGCCCAGCAGAAAGGUGUGGCCUCCUACAAGUUGGAGACAGAGUAUUUUCCAUCAACAGCAUUGCAACAGAAGAUGGGACAAUGGAAGAAGCCAACCAGCUCUUGCGGGAUGCAGCACUUACAAACAAGGUUGUGCUAGAGAUUGAAUUUGAUGUGGCAGAAUCUGUCAUUCCCAGCAGUGGUACCUUUCAUGUGAAGCUUCCCAAGAAAAGAGGUGUGGAGCUUGGGAUUACCAUCAGCUCAAGCAGAAAGUCUGGGGAGCCUUUAAUUAUCUCUGAUAUUAAGAAGGGGAGUGUAGCACACAGGACUGGCACCUUGGAGCCCGGAGACAAGCUAUUAGCCAUUGAUAAUAUCCGACUCGACAAUUGCUCAAUGGAGGAUGCAGUGCAGAUCUUAAAGCAGUGUGAAGAACUUGUCAAAUUGAAGAUCAGGAAGGAUGAGGAUAAUUCUGAUGAACAAGAAACAACAGGUGCUAUCAUCUACACAGUGGAGCUAAAGAGGUAUGGUGGCCCCUUAGGAAUAACUAUUUCAGGAACAGAGGAGCCUUUUGACCCAAUCGUCAUUUCAGGCUUGACAAAACGAGGGCUGGCAGAAAGAACUGGAGCAAUCCAUGUAGGAGACCGGAUAUUAGCUAUUAAUAAUGUAAGCCUUAAGGGGAAGCCUCUGAGUGAAGCCAUUCAUCUACUCCAGAUGGCUGGAGAAACUGUAACUCUGAAGAUCAAGAAGCAAACCGAAAGGACUUAUCCAAAACAGUCUGGAAGUUUAAAUGAAGUGAGUGACCCAGAAGAUGAUCUGACUGAUUCUCAGAAAACUAGCAAACUGUCUGAGAUUUAUUCCACCACAAUCCCCAGUGUGGACAGUGCAAUGGAAUCCUGGGAUGGUUCUGGCAUUGAUGCAGGCUAUGGAAGCCAGGUAGGUACAUACUUGCCACAGGCUGUUGGUAUUGCGCUUCACCCUCAUGAAUGGAGAUCCAGCAGACAGAAGAGCAGCACCCCUCCUGGGGAUCCCAGGAAGAGUUACCCCUUUAUGGACGGCAGUUUCAGUGAGGAUGACUGGGAGAAGCCCAGUAGAUAUCCCAACCGCCAAAAUGGCCUUGAGACCGCACAUGAGGAUAAUUUUUGGCGUGUUUUUGGAGAAGCUUUGGAGGACUUGGAAACAUGCGGCCAGUCUGAACUUUUGAGGGAAAUUGAGGCAUCCAUCAUGACUGGGAGUGUACACAGCCUAGGCCUUGAUGGGGGCAAGUUGCUCAUGAAUGCUGUUAACCAGCCAGGUCUGAGCCCGCCAAGGAAAGGGAACUUAACGAGCGUAGCUGAAGGACAGAGCAACACAAGUGUCACUGCCACCAAGAAAAAUGGCAGGAAUUUGGAGAUUAAGGUGAUGAAGGAAGAGAUCCAGGAAAUCAUGUCUCCCACGCCUCUUGAGCUGCACAAGAUAACUAUCUAUAAGGAUCCAGAGACUGAAGAUUUUGGAUUCAGCGUCUCAGAUGGCUUGCUGGAAAAGGGCGUCUAUAUUAAUAUGAUCCGUCCAGAUGGGCCUGCUGACCAGGGUGGACUCAAGCCCUAUGACAGAAUCCUUCAGGUAAACCGCAUUCGAACACGGGACUUUGAUUGCUGCCUGGCUGUUCCUUUGAUAUCCGAAGCAGGAGACAAACUGGACCUGGUAAUCAGCCGAAAUCCCCUGGCCUUCACUGCCAAAUCCCAACUUGAGGAUUUGCCAGGCCAGCAAUCUGCUGGUAUGGAGGUUAAGGCAAACACACAGACACUCUGAAUGGUGGGUGGGUUUGGUGUCAAUUGUCCUUGAGGUCCUGUGGGUGGGGGCAAAGGGCUUGAUGGGUCUCUAUAGUGCUUUUUCAAUUUUAUUUUGCACUGGUAUUGUGAUUACUCUGUGUAAUGCAACUUGCCAUGAAGAAAUGGGUUUACUUUUAGUCAUAUCUCGAAGCCUAUCAACCUUGGCCUUGAAGGCCUAAGCUGACACAGAUGUAGCUGGUGGACUGUGGUUAACACAACUAGUGCAACGGGUUGCUGUUGAUAGCAGGACACAGGGUCCAGUAUAACUAACUCACCGGCGAGAGAACCACUUUUGCUCAUGGUAUAAGCUUCUCCAGUGGAUGGAGUGACAGGGCACAUUUGCCCCCAUUUGGAAGGGCUUGGAUACAUGGUGCUAUUUUCUGGUUGUUUGCUUUUGUUAAAUCAUGAACAGUAAAACUUAAAAUUAACCCCUUGUUUCUGUGAAAGGCACCCCUGCACUACCCCCAUAGCUUUUUCUUCACUCACUGCCUUGAAUCCUUUCCCCAAUUCACCAUCACUCUUUCACAGAUCACUGUGGCACUCUGAAUCCCCUUCAAACCCAUGAGCAGAAGCUUAUGAGUUUAAUAAAGCUGAGCCCAUUGUCACAGGAGAAGAUGGAGCUCAGACACUUAAAUCUUUUUCCCUUGCCACACCUGAGGCACUCAUUCCUUGGGACACAGGUCUAAAACCUUCCACCGCUAUUUGACUUCAAGACAAAAUGUGUUUUUCUUUAUGUGCUAUGGUGUUUUCCUUUUUUAGAAAGCACUGAUGAUGCAAGACUAGCUGUUCUGGACCACCAGGCACUUUUGUGUACUCACAGGGCACCAGAAAGCUCUCUCUCUCUUCAUUGAAUCCCUAGUCUGUCCUGGUGAGUGGGAAGCUGAAUAUAACUCAUUCACAUUACUCUCUUUGACCUGCCCCUCAUUUUGUGUGUGUGUGCGGGGGGGUAGGGAAACCCUUGUAUCUCCUUGUCACUGUUUAGGAUGAGACAUCCUCAUGAGAUUGGUAUUGUGUCUCCCGGUGCACCCACUGUGGGUUGUCCUAGUGAAAGUACAAGUGUGUACAUUUUUUAAAAGAACAACUGGUGAUGAGGGUUCACACCCCUGUUGUAACCAGUCAUAGCAGCAGCCCUAAGUUUUCUGUAAUUACCUUUGCAGCCAUGACUUGUGUGACGCCUUUGUGACCUUCUGCCUCCCUCCCCAAAUGAAUCCUAUCAUUGUGAUAAUGGAUGUGAUAUUCACAUUCGUUGAAUGAUCUGCCUGCUGCAGCAAAUGAGGUGGACUUGCAACCAAGGCUGUGAUCUCUUCUUUUCACAUGGCAAAAAAAAAAAAAAGCUGGAAUUUUCAAGUCUCUUUCCAGCCAGUCUAAUUGCCUGUGCCAGGAUUUCUGGAAUAGCACUUUAUUGUAGUGAUUUUUGAUUGACUCCUACUGGGGAACUUGAGUAAGACCCUGAUGCUAUGAAACUGGCUCUUCUCUUGUUUUCCUUUUGUACUGUUCUGAUGAAGAUUAAGAUACCAUGUUUUGGUACUGGUUGAAAACCUUUUCCAUUAGAUCAAUUCUAGGCCAGUUCUGGUUUUCAGAUCUGUGCCCAGAUCAAGCUGUGAUUGCAUCUACCUUUUGUUUUUAUUUUUGCUUAUUCACUUUCUGGGCCACAUCAAAGUUUCCACGCUUUCCUUAAGAUGUGCAUGGAGUCCCAUUGGGCUAUCUCUAGCUGUAGCCAUUCUCUCUUCUCAAAGUAUGCAAUAUUCCAUACCAUGGCUGCCAUAACCUAGAUAAUGUGCCAUAAAAGAAACUGCAGAGUAUUGAGCAGAAAAAAGAGUUUUAUAUGCAAUAUUCCCAAAAUGGUGGAAGCUCAACAAGGCUUCCAAUAGGUUUUUAAUGAAGACUUUUAAUAAGGCUUUAAAAAAUGGUCCUUGUAUCCCUUCCUAUGCAUUUUGAAUGAUAUGAAAAUGAAAUGCAUUACUUAAAUGUGUAUUUUUAUCCAUAUAUUAGAGUGUAUUCCUUGUAAAGUAUUUUUAUAUGCUGAUUUUCUUAUGUAUCUAUGA